CUAAGCCCUGAGCGCCCAAAGUACCCAGUCUCCACGAUGCUUAGUUUCAGUUCUUUUGCCUUCAUCCUACCUUGUCUUCUCUUUCUGUUCAUGCUCAUCAAAAUUCUCAAAGCAAAACGUUCCAAUGCUUUGAAGUUACCCCCGGGGCCAAAGAAACUGCCCCUCAUCGGAAAUUUGCACCAGUUGAUAAGUCCCGAGCUGCCACACCAUCAUCUGAGUAACCUAGCGAAAACCUAUGGUCCCAUUUAUCACCUCAAGGUCGGCGAGCUCACGUUCGUCAUUCUUACGUCUCCUGAAAUUGCCGAAGAGGUCCUGAAGACGCACGAGAUCAACUUUGCCCAGAAGCCAAUAUUCCAGUCUUUAGAGAUGAUGUUCGACACGGACUCAAGCUUCAUGUAUGCCCCUUACGGAGAAUAUUGGAGGCAGCUUCGUAAGAUUUGUGUCUUGGAACUUCUCAGCGUCAAACGCGUUCGGUCUUUCAAAUCAGUAAGAGAUGACGAGAUGGGCAAUCUGGUCCAGUCCGUGCACUCGUUGCAGGGUCGCCCUCUCAAUCUCUCCAACAAGAUCUCUUCAUGCUUAAAUUCCAUAAUAUCCAAAGCAGCAUUUGGUGAAAGCUACAAGCGCCAGGAGGAGUACCUUUCAGCUCUUAAAGACGCUGUCGAGCAGGCCGGCGGUUUUAGCAUCGCGGAUGUUUUCCCGUCCCUCAGAAUCCUGCGUUACAUUGGGGGGACGAAAUGGAGGCUAGGCAGCAUUCGGCGAAGAUGUGAUCAAAUUUCGAAUCGUAUUCUCAAUGAUCAUAAGAGGCCGAAAGAAAACUUGAGUACCAAGGAAGAUAGCCUUGUCAAGGAAGAUUUUGUCGAUGUACUUUUACGGAUUCAAGAGUCGAACGAACUUGCGUUUCCUCUUACUGACAACCACAUAAAAGCUGUCAUCCUGGAAUUCUUUGGUGGCGGAACCGAUACUUCAUCGGUAACAGUAGAAUGGGCGAUGUCGGAAUUGCUCAAGAACCCACAAGUGCUGGCGAAGGCGCAGACCGAGGUACGCGAGGCCUUGAAACGAAAGGAUCAAGUGCAAGACUCGGAUCUCGAAGAUCUCAAGUACUUAAAAUCAGUGAUCAAAGAGACUCUCAGGUUACACCCUCCCGUACCAUUAGUCCCCAGAGAAGCAAGGCAAGCAUGCAAGAUCAAGGGCUAUGAUAUACCCGCGAAAUCAAGGGUGCUUGUUCAUGCCGGGGCAUUAGGAAGGGAUCCAAAUCGCUGGAAAAACCCCGAAAAAUUUGAGCCGGAGAGGUUUCUUGAAUCAUCAGUAGACUUCAUUGGGACAUAUCACCAUUUUGUUCCAUUUGGGUUUGGCAGGAGGGUGUGCCCGGGCAUCGCAUUUGCUAUGGCAAAUGUUGAGCUCUUAGUAGCAGUCUUGUUGUACCAUUUCGACUGGGCACUUCCCAAUGGGCAAACUCCUGAAGAACUGGAGAUGACCGAGGCUUUUGAGGCCACGGUCCGCAGAAAGAGCGAUCUUUAUGCGAUCGCCACCCCUCACAACCAUGGCCAUGCCUAAUAAAGACGACUUGUUGGUUGGGGUGGCCAUUCUUAUUGCGCCAUCGUGCUCAUGCCAAUCAUCUAUUUCAUCCCGCGUCAUAGUUAAGAAAAUAGAGUCUCUAAACAGGGACUAGAAACAUGUCAAAUCGUGUCGGUCUUGGUUUUUAUCGUAUUGGCUUUAUAUGCCAAGAUUUGGAAUUUCUCUCUUUA
This is a messenger RNA of Syzygium oleosum, 1745 nucleotides long. Its product is annotated as desmethyl-deoxy-podophyllotoxin synthase-like. The transcript is spliced from 2 exons. Gene Ontology annotation, molecular function: heme binding; monooxygenase activity; oxidoreductase activity, acting on paired donors, with incorporation or reduction of molecular oxygen. The record is from RefSeq and is a predicted model, not a curated record. Bases 37 to 1554 code for a protein of 505 amino acids. NCBI's taxonomy places the organism in Eukaryota, Viridiplantae, Streptophyta, Magnoliopsida, Myrtales, Myrtaceae.